Molecule: messenger RNA, 4483 nt
Organism: Copidosoma floridanum
Lineage: Eukaryota; Metazoa; Arthropoda; Insecta; Hymenoptera; Encyrtidae
Gene: Tango1
Product: transport and golgi organization 1
Biological process (GO): protein secretion; vesicle cargo loading; endoplasmic reticulum to Golgi vesicle-mediated transport
Cellular component (GO): endoplasmic reticulum membrane; endoplasmic reticulum exit site
Molecular function (GO): protein binding
Source: RefSeq, a predicted model, not a curated record
GCUCUUUUUGGUAGUUACUUUCAAGUAGCUGCAGUAUGUGUUAAUAAGAUGGUUAUGUGUUGAUAUACAUAUGUGUCAGUAACGACUGUAACGAGUAACGAGAGUGAGAGACGGACAGUCGCGUUAGUCGUGAGCUUCUUGUGCUUGUCCCCAGAGAUUGUCCCUUUCCCCCCAAGUUCUAUGCAAUACCAUAUUCAUCCCCUGCCCUAAUUUUGUGUGUGCAAAAUAUUAUUUGAGUCAAGUCCACGUCUAUUGGUGUGCGGAGGGGACAACGACCUUCUGCCUGCCUACCGGCUCCAAGUGCGAAAAAGGGGAACUCACUUAAAGUCCAGAUGCAGCGGUGAUGUGCGGAGCACAGGUGACAGCGAUAACAACGGCAGCAGUAACAGCUUCGAGCCACGGGACGCCGACAUGACGAAGAUUAUGGGAUGGUUAACGAGGACGAGGAGGCGGCUCGGUUGGCUGGUGCUCGUCCUCGUCAUCCUCAUCGCGGGCCUGUUCAUCGACCCCUGUGACUCCAAGAUAUCGAACCUGAGACAGUGUUACGACGAGACCUGCUCUGAGAUUGUGUCCUUGGGCAAGACUACCAUACCUUAUCAUUCCAAGGACCCAGAUGUGCUCAGUUUUCCUGCGAAUGCCGAUGUCAAGAUUUUCAGUAAACAAGCUGGAAAUAGGAGUGAUCUGUGGGGUGUCGAGAUAAGAAAUAAGCGUGGAUAUGCUCCCUCAAAGUUCAUCAGAGAAACGAGGAUCUUGAAAAGAAAUUUGAACUUUACAGUGCCUACGGAAAACGGUUUAAAAGCUGCAGAAAGACCUGUUGAUGAAACUCAAGAGUCUAAUACUAAUACUGUGGAUGUUCAAGCUCAGGUGCAAACAGAUGCAUAUAACAAAAGUGAAGACACCAUAGACCCACAGGAGAUUUCUCCUUCUUAUGUAUCCAUCUAUGAUGGAACUGUAAUCCCCCAGGAUAUUAAAGAAGUAACACCAUCACAGCCAAGCUAUUCAACUCAAACUCUGCAAGACCAUAUCAAAUCAGAAGAGGAAGUCCAAUUGAAUGUCUAUCCAAAUAUCCUAAGUUCCACUUUUUCUGCAAUAUCAGAUAUUUUAAGAGGUUCCAAAGAUUCUUCCAAUGACGUUGGUGCUGAAGUUGCGUCCUCUGAAAGUAGUAUAUCUGAGCAGACAACUGAGGAAACACCAACAAUUGAAAAUCUUGAUGAAUCUAGUAUUAUUUCUGAAGAAGAGUCAAAUUUACCGGAAUCCGUAUUACCAGAAAGCCAAUUUGAAAAUGUUACUGUUGAAGAGCUGGUAAUAGAACCAAAAGUAAGUGAAAAUGUUGUUAGUGAUGCUACCUUACUGGUAGAUGCAUCUACAGAUGAGAGUACAAUAAGUAAAAAUGAUGCAACUGUUCAGAGUGCUGAGCAAAGUGAAGCCCAUGACGCAGUGGUCCAUGCAGACGAAAUAGUUGAGAACAAUGCUGAAACUGUCAGGUCAGUCGAGUCUGAAAUUAGUGAAAGCAGCAUAGAAGCACCCCUACCAUCAGAAAAUGGGAGUCCUAUUGAUGAUUACGUGACAAACAUUGUAAAAGAGGAAGCCAAAAUUCCAGCUGAUGAAUAUGAUGUUACUGUGCCAAAGGUAGUUGAAGUAGUGUCAGUUACUAAUAAUUCAGUUACUACUGAAGCUGAUGCUACUACGUUUCCAAAUUCGAUAACAGAUAAGCAAGAAGUUAUUUUAGAUAGUAUCAAUUUAGUAAAAACUGAGGUUACUACCUCUAAAGUGCCUUUAAAGCAAGAAAUUGAAGAAGAAACGGUCCUAGCGGGUAGUGAGCCUCUCAGGCCCGUUGCAGAACCUUCUUUUCAGUCAAGUCAUUCCAUAAACGAUAGCACGCCAAUCGAAAAUACUAGUAGUGUCAAAGUUUUUCAAUCUAUACUUGAAGUUAAUGCAACAGAUGGCGAAAAUGUGAACGUUGCAAGUUAUGCUACUAGUCAUGUACCUACGCACCUUCAAAAUGAUUCUGUUGUUGAGAGCAUGGUUUCUGGCUCUCAAUCAGCAGGUUCCAGUCAAGAAAGUAUUGUUGAUGUACAACCGACUUCGAGCUUUAGCAAAUUUCCAGGCGAUCGAAAUUUGCUGAAUGCUGCUGAAGGCUCAGAAGAAGUCGAAGAUGAGAUCGAACAGUCUAUAGUUUUAGGUAAAAAUCAUAUAAAUUCAAGUACCGAAAUCCAGCAAACUAAGGAAGAUACUACUGCCAGCAUUGAAGAAGUAGCUCCAGCAAAGGAUAUUGAAAAAGUAUUUUUAUCUUCAGAGACGUGUGAGAAGAUUGAUGAGUGCUCAAAUGAGGAAAUGAAGGAUCAGUAUACUUCUGAACAGAAUGCAGUGACUAGUGACAGAAUAAUUACUGAGAGUUCGGAUAGUCUUUUGUAUGUCUGCAUUACGGCUGUGACAACCCUAUUAUUCUCCCUUGGUUAUUACCUGAUCGAAAACAAAAGACGUGAUGCAUAUCUGAUAGCCAAGAUAAACAAACUUGAAAAAGAUCUGAUGAUAACAAGGAAGGAAUGUAUAAUGUUGGAUGAUAAUUUCAAGUCUACAAAAACGAAAUUGGACUCUAUUGAGGACGAAUCGUUUGGAUCUAAUGAAAUGGUGUUAUCAAUCAAGUCCGAGUUGGAAGCUUCCGAAAAAGAAAAAGAAGAUUUGAAAGAUCAGAUUGCAUCACUGGAAAAGGAUCUGGAAGGCGCUUCGGAGGCCGGCUUGGAGUUGGAACGCAUGCUACGUGAGAUUCUUGCAACCCAAAGCGAAGAUAAUCCACUAGCUCAAUCCAUUCAGGACUUGCAGGAUCGUCUUAACGAUCAGCAAAACGUCAACGUAACUUUGACGAACUCUCUUGCUCUCAAGACUCGGGAGCUUGACUUUCACAAGCUUGAGAAUGAAACCUUAACAGGAGAUCUUCAAAUCAGUUUAAAAACUAUUGAGCAGCAGAAAUUUGAAAUUGCCAAGUUAUCAGAAGAACUUUAUGAAGAAACAAAUUCAAAGAUGGGCUUGGAGCAAUCUUUGGUGGAUCAGUUGCAACAGCUUAAAGCUCAAGUCAAAUACUUGACUGAUGAUAAGUCUCACUUAUGUAAACAAUUAAAAAUGAAGGAACUAGAGGUCAAAGAGCUUUUUGGAGUAGUAGAGCAGUGUAACUUAAAUAAUUUGGAUUUCGAAAAGUUGUAUGAAGUCUCCCACAUUAAAGCUGAGGCUGCUCAUCUGCAAGAUGAGAGAGAUGAACUAAAGAUUAAACUAAGUGAGGAGGAAGGUGCACAUCAAUUACUUGAAGAACACGUCAAACUUGUAAGAGAGGAAGUUGCAGUUCUGAGUGAACAGUGCAAAGCAGCAGAAAAAGAGAAAAAAGAUGCAGAGACGCGGCUCGAGGUGUUGACUAAGUUCUUUGAAGAAAAAGAAGCUCAGCGGCAAAAGGAAGAAGCACUUUGGCUAGAAAAGCAGGGUGAGCAUUCGUCUACAGUAGAAAGGAUACAGACAAUGCAAAACGAAUUACUUAAUUACAAACAACAAGUGGAAAUGUUGAAACAUGAGAUCCUAGAUCAAGAGAGGGAGUACAAAAAUCAGAUAGCUGUUCUUGAAACAAAAGCACACGAGCAUUGGGUGGCCGCGAGACAACAUGAAAGGCGCUUGGAAGAAGUCAAGGCUGAAUCGAGUCAGUUACGCAACCGACUUACACUCGUCGAAAAAAAUUUAAACGAUACCGAUCCUGAAAACAAACUGCAUCGCCUGCAGCAUCUGGCGACCGCAAACGGCGACGCAUUAGGCGUCGUGCAUCCGCUGUUUCAAGGUGGCCCCGGCGAGAAUUCGGCCUCACCUCUGAUGUUUGCCGGUGGGCCGAUACCCCCGCCGUCCUACAUGUACGGCGGAAUGCCACUGCCACCGCCACCACAUUUUUUACCACCUCCUUUUCCUUCGGGAGGCAGUGGUGGCAUUGAAUCCAGCGUAGGCUCGCGACCGGCGCCCCUCGGAGGCGGACGGCUCUCCUCUCCCCCGCCCUCAGGCCGACCCGGUUCGCCAUCCCGGAUAUCGCCUCCCCCGCUGCUCCACCAUGGUUUUCCGCAUCCACACCACACGCUGCGCUCACCCCCGCCGCUACCCCCAUUCGCUGGUGACGUUCCUCUGCCACCGCCCCCGUUACACCAUCAUCACCCGCCGCACAUGAUGCCCCCGCCGCCAUUUCUCCACCCCACGCAUCAGCGGCAUCCGCAUCAGACACAGCAGCCGCAACAGGACGGGAUGAGCAAUUGGGCGGGUGACUUACUGCCAGGCACGAGAAAUUCAGCUGCCUUCCACGUGCAGCAGCGAUCCCGCAAUCACAAAGGUUCGUGACAAUGUUUGUUCCCCGCUCGGAGGUUGAGCGGCGUCUUGGUCUGCCUUUUGGCUUCUUUGGGCUGCUUUGGAUCUUAAUAAGUAUGAUGUUUCAUUGAAUCCGGUGUCGCACGAUCCUUGCUUG